AAAGACAACAGAACUCCACAUUUGAGUCGAGAGUUUCAAGUUAAAUUUUUCGUGAAACAGUUGCAAUUUCCUUCCGCUGAAAAAUCAACCCCCACCUUCGGAAAGCAGGUCGCCAUCGCAGUUAAGUUCAUCGAACUUGCACCAGAUACAGAUCCGGAAGUCUGUGAAUCAAUAUUAUUUGAAGAAAAAUGGCAGAUAUUCCAUUUGUGCUCAACCUGGACUCACCGGACUCCAUGUACUAUGGUCACGAUAUGUUUCCCAAUCGGCUCUAUCGGAGGCAACACUCUCGCCACCAUGAGCCCCUGGAUUUGCAUACGCUGGGGUUGGUUGCUCGUAUUGGGGCUCAUGCUCACCAUCUGGUGGCCAAGAAGCAUAAGGAUGAGCUGGGCAGCCGUGGCGCUGGCAAGGAUAAGCACGGCAACUUUGAGGUCAAACUUGAUGUCGGACUGUUUGAGCCAGAGGAGCUAACCGUUAAGCUGGUGAACAAUUGCGUGGUCAUCGAGGGAAAGCAUGAGGAGCGGGAGGAUGACCAUGGUCACGUAUCCCGUCACUUUGUGCGUCGCUAUCCGGUGCCCAAGGAGUACAACGCAGCAGCGAUUGCCACAACAUUGAAUGAUGAAGGUGUGCUGUCCAUCACAGUGCCUCCGUUAGCUGCUCCGGAGGAUGUAGAAGAGCGUAUUAUUCCCAUUAAGCAUGUGGGUCCAGCCGACUUGUUUGUGCAGCCAAAGAACAUUCCAACCACGGAGCAGAGUGAAGAAAAACCUAAGAAAUCGGACUAAGUGGAGUUGUGUCAGCAGCCAAGUGAUUUAGCAAGACUCUCAAUGUAAUUGCACCCGCUAGGAACUAAAGUUAUGCACGUCCAAUUUUUAUAAUUCAUUUCAGUAAUUUCAAUAUUAAUACAUAUAAUUAUUCAACAUAAUCAAAUUAGACUAAUUGCUACUCAUAUAAUAAUUAAUCAGUAUUAAUAAACUUAUUUUGAAAACCUA
Drosophila innubila is the source of this 986-nucleotide messenger RNA. It is a transcript of the gene Hsp67Bc, whose product is annotated as heat shock protein 67B3. Gene Ontology annotation, biological process: protein refolding; response to heat. Gene Ontology annotation, molecular function: protein folding chaperone. The record is from RefSeq and is a predicted model, not a curated record. The coding region runs from base 189 to 779 and encodes 196 amino acids. The transcript has a single exon. Lineage: Eukaryota; Metazoa; Arthropoda; Insecta; Diptera; Drosophilidae.